Molecule: messenger RNA, 1368 nt
Organism: Brachypodium distachyon (stiff brome)
Lineage: Eukaryota; Viridiplantae; Streptophyta; Magnoliopsida; Poales; Poaceae
Product: trigger factor
Exons: 8
Coding region: 466-1062 (198 amino acids)
Biological process (GO): 'de novo' cotranslational protein folding; protein transport; protein unfolding
Molecular function (GO): ribosome binding; peptidyl-prolyl cis-trans isomerase activity; protein folding chaperone
Source: RefSeq, a predicted model, not a curated record
CUUUUUUUUUCCUCGGCAACCUCCCCUCCCUCGGCCCUGGCCCAUCUCGCUGCCGACCGCCCCAACCCCGUCGCUCCGUCGCUCGUCUUCCUCAUCGAGCGAGCGCCGCCACCCCUCCCUCCCCGUCCCGAUGCCGAGCGCCCUAGCCCCGUAGCUCGUCUCCCUCCUCGAGCUAGCGCCGCCACCCCUCCCUCCCCAUCCCACUGACGAGCGUCCCAGCGCCCCCGCUCCGUCGCUCGUCUUCCUCCUCGCGCAAGCGCCCGCCACCAGGUUGAUCUCUCGGAUUCUCUCGUUCCCGGCCGUUUCUCCUCCCAUCACCUCACGAAUGAAUUACGUCCUUUAGCCCCCCGUUUCAUCUCCUUAAUCACCCCAAUUCGUAACUGAGGCAAAAAUCAAGGUAGGGCGACCGCCCUACCUUGCCCUACCGGGUCCUCCGCCCGUGGACACUGGUAUUGUUUCGGCACAAUGUUCAGAAAGAUGAUGAAUCACAAAUGCGCCAAGGGGCUUCGACCUCAACUUCAAUAUUCGCAUGAUCUACCUUCUUCAAAUUGUUUGGUGAUGUUCAACAAGCAAUGUUCAAAACGAAACAACCAUGAAGUCUGCAUAGUGGUUCAGGCAAUAUCCCCAGUACAAUGUACAGAAAAUCCCAUGCAAGCGUUUAUAUCAUUUGAAGAUUUCCAUGUUUCUGUGCUUACUGAAGAGGAUGGAGUGAUAAAGACGCAGAUACGAGUAACUGUCAGCAGCACAAUGACAGAUUUUAUCUUCCAGAAAGUCUUCGCAAAGCAUGUUGCUGCCGCACAGCCACUUCCAGGAUUUCGACAAAUGAAAGGAGGAAAAACUCCAGAUGUACCAAAAGAAGUCGCUCUGCACUUGAUUGGACCAUCAAAGGUGAAGAAAGCAGCCAUCAAGAAAAUUAUUAACCGUGCAGUUGCUGAAUAUGUUGAAAAGGAGAACCUUGAUGUGUUGAAGAACCUGAAGGUUCUGCAGAGCUACGAAGAGCUCGAAGCCGCAUUCGAACCCGGAAAAGAGUUCUGCUUUGACGCGACUGUCCAUCUACAGUAAAAGCUAAUGCAGCGAAGGUAGUUCCAUGAUGCAUUGCCGUUAGACGUCACCUCUGCAGGGAGACUUCUGAAAAGCCCAUUGAACCUCAAGGGGCCUGAGCUCCCAGCUCUGCUGCUGCACACGGCCCUGCUCCUUGAUGAUCACCGAUGCUACUGCGAGUCAUUUUUGGUCGAUGCAAGGACCAAUUUUUUGUUGUCUGGAUGUUGAUUGAAAAUUAAAGCAACAUGCCAGAAAUAUUAUAUAUGCGCAAGAAUUCUGUUAAAAUUUCACAUAAGCAAUUAUUCUAUGUCCCAUUGUUAAGAGAAA